This is a messenger RNA of Trichoderma aggressivum f. europaeum, 1731 nucleotides long. RefSeq lists its product as uncharacterized. The transcript is spliced from 3 exons. Bases 1 to 1731 code for a protein of 576 amino acids. Gene Ontology annotation, biological process: proteolysis. Gene Ontology annotation, molecular function: serine-type carboxypeptidase activity. NCBI's taxonomy places the organism in Eukaryota, Fungi, Ascomycota, Sordariomycetes, Hypocreales, Hypocreaceae. The record is from RefSeq and is a predicted model, not a curated record.
AUGGGAUUUCACUGGGUGUUACCCCUGUUGCCCGCUAUCAACAGCAUCUUUGCUGGGCCAUCCGGACCCAGCAACGCUCUCGUUGAAUCCGUUGACCACCAUCCCGUGAACCUCACGACAUCCAAACUUCCAAUCAUCGGCAGAAACUUCACUGGUGACAACUGUAAGCCAGAGCCAACGUCACGAUACCUCAACUCUGUCACCGAAAAGUUCGCCGUCAAUGGGACUGGAAUCCCAGAAGUCGAUUUCGAUGUAGGCGAGUCGUACGCCGGCCUUCUGCCAAUCAGCAACAAGACCGAUGAAAAAGACAACAUGUUCUUCUGGUUCUUUCCAACUGUCAACGAAGAGCACAAGGAUGAUAAGGAAAUCGUCAUCUGGCUUAGCGGCGGUCCCGGCUGCUCGUCUCUCGUCGCCUUGCUCCAAGAAAACGGCCCCCUUUCCUGGCAACCUGGAACCUUGAAGCCGAAGAGCAACCCUUGGAGUUGGCACCUUCUCACCAACGUCGUUUGGAUUGACCAACCCAUCGGCACAGGCUUUUCCGAGGGCAAGCCCAGCAUCAUCGAUGAGGACGAACUGGCUGUCCAAUUUAUGGGUUUCUGGCGCAGCUUUGUCGAUGUUUUUGGCUUGCAUGGCUGGCGUGUCUACAUCGCGACGGAGUCGUAUGGCGGCUACUAUGGUCCAUACAUCUCGAGCCACUUCAUUGAUGCUAACGACACGGAUCAUUACAAUGUGGCAGGCCUGAUAAUUUACGAUGGAUUUUUAACUGAAAAAGCUGUCCAUUUCAGCGUUCCGGUUCUGCCCUACCUCUCUCGCCAUCAAUUUGAGCUUCCUCUUGACGAUAACGAGCUGUCUCGCGUCCGCACAAUCUCCGAAGAGUGUGGCUUCGACGAAUUCUAUGAUAGAUAUCUUACGUUUCCUCCGUCUGGCAUGCAGCCUGCUAUCGAUUCUGUCAAGAAUUUGAUGCCCAAUUUCACCUCUAUCAGCACCGAGACUUGUAUUGAUUUUCAACACAUUGUCGGAUUGAAAGUUUCCGUGGCGAACCCCUGUUUCAACCCCUACAAUAUCCUCGAGUAUUGCCCUACGGCCUAUACUCCCAUCAACGACGAUGCUCCCUAUUUCAACCGUAGCGAUGUCAAAACGGCUAUCCAUGCUCCCGCUUCGGUUACUUGGCAAAAAUGCAAACAGUACGUCUUCGGGACCGCUAAUGGCUAUGACGAUAACUCUCUGCCAUCAGGCCUGGAGCAUCUCCCGCAAGUCAUUGAAACAACCCAAAAUGUUAUCAUUGCCCAAGGCGGCGCUGACUGGCUCCUUAACAUUGAUGGUGUCCUUUUGGGCAUCCAAAACAUGACAUGGGGUGGAAAGAUGGGCUUUCAGUGCAAGCCCAAAGAUCCUUUUUAUGUUCCCCUUUACGGCCUCGAUCCCGAUAAGCAAAAGCAGACAGGUUACGCCAGCGAUAUGCCAGCUGGUUCGGGCGUGCUGGGGACAGUACACGAGGAGCGAGGACUCACCUUUGUGGUGACCAAGUUGGCAGGACAUCAAGGGCCGGGAUAUGCUCCUGCUGCCUCGCUUCGCCAUUUGGAGAAGCUGCUGGGGAGAGUCGACAGCAUGAGCUACACGGAGCCGUUUACGUUGCCAGAGCUGAGGAACAUUACGCAGCUUGAGGAGCCUCUCGGAAUGGGAACUGUUCACAUUCCGGAAGGCAAGGGGUCGACAAGGCCGUUGGAGGGUUAG